GAUGUCAACUCAAAUGUCAUUUACAAGCAAGUAAACGAAGGAUCAAGUUCAAAAGUUCAAAGUCAAAUAUUGGAUAAAUGAAUACAUGUAAACGGACAGAUACAACAAAAUUAACGUUUUUAUAGUUCUCAGUACCUUAUUGCAAGGCAAUCGAAAACAAAAUUGUAAUAUUCUUAUUAACUGAAUGCUAAAAACAAUGAAGGUCAUAGGAAAAGAAUCUGCCCUUUGGUAUCUCCAAUAUUUUGGCAUUCCAUUAUCUUUGGGGAUAGUAUUGUAUAAGAUAAUUAACAAUUUUUCUUUACGUAAACGCAGAGCCACAUUACAAGGAAAGGUUGUUGUGAUUACUGGCGCAAGCUCAGGCAUUGGAGAGGCUCUUUCCCAUGUAUUUUAUCAGCAAGGAUGUAAAGUAGUAAUGGCAUCACGAAGGAAAUCCGAACUAGAAAGAGUAAAGCAAGAUCUUAUAUCGAAAAAAAUGCAGGGAAUCAGUAUUGAGCCUAUUGUCAUUGAAUUAGAUCUAGGGGAACUUGACCAACUGGAAAGUUUUGUAGAUAAGGUCCACAGUCUUUGCGGACACAUUGAUAUAUUGGUAAACAAUGGAGGUAUUUCCCAUCGUGGAUCUAUACUGCAUACAAAACUUGAUGUGUAUAAGAAAAUUAUGAAUGUAAAUUAUCUAGGGUCUGUUGGAUUAACAGCAGCUGCUUUACCAAAAAUGGUUGAAAGAAAAAGUGGCCAUAUAGUCUUCAUAAGCUCUGUGCAAGGAUUAAUUGGUUUACCUGAACGUUCAGCAUAUGCUGGCUCAAAGCAUGCGAUGCAAGCAUAUGCUGAUUCUUUACGUGCAGAAAUGAAACAACAUAACAUCAAUGUAUCUGUAAUAAGUCCUGGAUAUGUCAAAACUGCUGUUUCAAUUAAUGCUCUUACAGGAUCUGGGGAACCACAUGGAGUAAUGGAUUCAAGUACAGCUGCUGGAUUUUCAGCCGACUAUGUUGCGGAGAGGAUUGUGGAUACUAUUGUUAAUAAGGAAAAGGAAUUGAUAAUAUCUCAGUUUAUGGGACAUUAUGCAAUACUUGUUCGACGCACUAUACCAUCAUUAUACUUUUACUUUGUUGCGCGUAGGGCGGCAAAGACGUAAAGAUGCGUUAAUAGUUUUCCAU
Molecule: messenger RNA, 1151 nt
Organism: Papilio xuthus (Asian swallowtail)
Lineage: Eukaryota; Metazoa; Arthropoda; Insecta; Lepidoptera; Papilionidae
Product: dehydrogenase/reductase SDR family protein 7-like
Exons: 5
Coding region: 185-1129 (314 amino acids)
Cellular component (GO): membrane
Molecular function (GO): oxidoreductase activity
Source: RefSeq, a predicted model, not a curated record